AUGACAGUUGACAAAUUAAACAACCUUUGCAAGUUCAACAAACGGCCAGAAUGGAGGAUGAGAAAUGAGAUGUUGACCGCGGAAGUGGAAUUUGAGAAGUGCUGUCAUCAAUCAGUCUUUGUCAUCUAUUCUGUACGAAUUCUCAAAUUACUACGCUUCUUACAUGAAGCCAGCAUUCAUGAAUUAUUAGUUAUCCCAUGUUACACGACACGUGGGAAUAUUGGAAUGCUUACAGCAAAUAGCAUCACUUUAUCCCACCAACCGCUUUUAACUAAGUGGUUAAAAGGUACAAGUUUAAAUAUCGAUGAAAUUUUAUCACAAGCAAAUAAUUGA
Loa loa (African eye worm) is the source of this 333-nucleotide messenger RNA. RefSeq lists its product as hypothetical. The transcript is spliced from 4 exons. The record is from RefSeq and is a predicted model, not a curated record. Bases 1 to 333 code for a protein of 110 amino acids. Lineage: Eukaryota; Metazoa; Nematoda; Chromadorea; Rhabditida; Onchocercidae.